Molecule: messenger RNA, 4059 nt
Organism: Phytophthora sojae
Lineage: Eukaryota; Oomycota; Peronosporomycetes; Peronosporales; Peronosporaceae
Exons: 2
Coding region: 1-4059 (1352 amino acids)
Source: RefSeq, a predicted model, not a curated record
AUGGAGGCGGCCGCCGCGCCCAGCGACGCCGCCACUCGCCCGUCCAAGACGCCCGCGGCGCCUGAGGACGCUCCCGAGAUCGUAGGCGAGCCCGUGACGCUCGAGGAGCUCGUGGCGCCCACCGCCAGCGGCUUCAAGAGCAAGGAGAGCGCGCAGACGCCCGCGGAGACGGCGGACGAACCUGAAGACGGUGAGAGCGAGCCUGUGGCCGUCGUGGAGACGGAGGCGCAGGUUGAUUCUGUCGAGGAGACGACAGUCGAGGGGCUCACCGACGGCGCGAACGAAACUGCCGGCAGUAACGACGACAGCGAAGAAGAUGUGCUGAUGGAGUUGGCGGCUUUCGACGACGAGGACGACGACGAGUUCCACGAGGCCAUGGAGGACGGCGUGGACCUGCUCCAGGACCCCGCCAAGCCCAGCGUGCCCCCGACCAUGAGCUUCUCCGUGAACGAGAUGGAGGUCAUCACGAACCGCGGCGGACGCGCCGGCAGUUUGUCCAAGUUCCUGGAUGACGCUGACACGUUCCGCCGCCGGUCAUUACCUUCGUAUCCAGACGACCAGCUGUUCUCGGGCUCAAUGAGUCAGAAGAAGAUGACGCUCGCGGCCUUCCUGGACAUGCAGAUCGACCCCGUGCUGGAGAUCCUGGAGGACACGGACUCGGACAUCCGCCUCUGGCUCAUGCAGCCCGAGACGGUGAAGGAGGUGCUCGCGGAGUUUGUGACCCCGCCCGUGCUCAGUGGCGAGCCGCACGAGGAGUACGGCUACUACAAGAAGCACUUCUUGUGCUCCGAGAUCAUCAUGAAGCUCUACACUGGCGAGGAGGAUCUGUACGAGUCUUUUUCGUCCGACUCGAGCUCGGGCUCGACCGCGUCUUCCGCCGUCUUUGGGUGCCAGGAGCCGGAGGACAUUGAAAAGUGGGAGCAGCUCUACUCCAUCUUUAAGAACCCCAUCCCGUUGGACGAGAUGCAGCUUCUGUUCUUCAGCAAGGCGCUUGUGCGGCUGCACGACGGCUUCUGCCUCGAGGAAGGAUACGUCAACAACGUGCUGAAGCGGUUCUUGCCGAUGGUUGUGCCGCACCUGUACUCGAACACCAUCAAGUACAUGCUCACGCUCAUCCUGCAGAGCUACGAGAGUGUGCACCCGAUCACCGGCCGUAACGACGCCAUGGAGAUUGCGGCGCCGCUGCUGGCUGAGGCCACCCGCGUGAACCCGACCAAGCCGGAGAACCUGCCGCUGGUGGAGAACACGACCAACCUGCUUGUGGACAUGCUGCAAGCCAAUCAAGCUGACCGGCUAGGCGCGUUCAGUCGCCGCGAAGGUGGUGUGUACCUGUCCAAGUACUUUGUGCGUGACCAGUUCGGCACGAUCCGAGGCUUCGAGUCGAUGACGCAUGGGUACCACAACUUCCUCCAGUACAUGCUGCUGGAAGAGAUGUCGAAGCAGCCCACAAUCGUGGAGGAGCUGUUCAAGAACGCUGCAGAUGAGCUUGCUAUUAUUCGCGAGAAGAAGCUCUCUGAAGUGUCGAGCGCUCUGAACAUUCACGUGGCGGCUGAGCUCUUGGUUCUGUGUCAAAAACUGCUGAACGAAAGUGCUGAGAGUGACGACGACAACAACCAGACGCCUGAGAUGGAAGCCCAGAACACGCAAAUGUUCGGGUACUCGACUUUUUCGUCGGAGCAGUACCCCAACUCGCCGCACGAAGGUGCCAACGAGACGUCCAUGUACAACCUGACGUCUCUGCCCCGGGGACACGCUCUGUGGACUUUCGUGCUGGAUGUGGCUCGGAAAACGUGCGGCGCCUUCGUGGAGCAGCUCAACAAGGGGCUUCCUUCGUCUGUGGAGAUCUCGCUGGCAAAGUAUUUGAAUAACCUGGUCCUGCUAAACGAUGCCACUAUUGAUGAGGAGCUGCACAAGGCUGGACUCAUCCAGGCCUAUCUCUCCAUCCUCGAGAAACGAUCGUCGUUUGACAUGCUCAUCAUCCACGUUGUCCCUGCGAUCUCAUUCAUCCUGCGCGAUGCUGAUGCGUCCCGAGCAAAGAACUGUCCUCUGACGAAGGACCUGUUCGAUGUCGACAUCAAGGUACCGGAGAAUAUCGUAAGUUUGCUGCUGCGCGCGAAGCUGGACAUCCCGACGCUAGACAUUUACGCUGCCAUCCUCCACGACGUGAUUGAUGAAGUGUUCACCAGCAAGGCGCCGUCCCAAAACAACGCGCAGGUUGUAUUCCACUGCAAGCGUAGUCCUGCGUGGGCAAAGUUGUCGGAGAAGACGCGGUUCAGCAGCGGUUCCGAGAAGUCCGACUCGGCUCGUGGCUCUGACGAGAGGAGAAGCUCGGUGGACGAGCAGGCCACGGCAAGCGAGCGCGGCUCAACAGUGGAGCAAGCUGCUACCGAAGCCGAAUCUACCCCCGCAGCGGAACUUUUAUUAAAGGAAGAGUCUGCGCCUGCGUCGACCGAGCAGCCGGAAGCAGCAUCUGAGCGUCCUUUUCUGGGCAGAAGCAGCUCGGUUAAGGAGAAGGGUGCAUUGACACCCUCAUCUUCUCCCAGUGAACCUGCCAGCAAGCUAGAGUCGGCAGACGACGAACUUGCAACGUCUGAAAAGGAAGUUGGAAAGAAGGACGACGUGAAGGCAACGGCCCCGCCUGCAAUCAACACGAGUGUUGACACGAAGUCAGCGUCUACGGACUCUAAGCAAGCUUCGCCGAAGAAGUCUGCUGAGGAAUCUCCGAAGGAGACGCCGGACACGAGUAGAAACAGCGAAGGGGAUGGCUCGCGCAAGUCGCACUACUUCAAGAACGUGCUUCAGUCGCCUGUGUUCAAGUCGCCGAUGCGCCUGGGCUCCGUUAUUAAGCCCCCGGUUGCUCCGCCCGCACAGGACUCCAACUCACAGUCGAACGGAGAGAACAACCAGCGUAACUCGUUCGGAUGGAACAGCGUGUUCAAGCGUCUGCGGAAGUCCCUGGUUACGACUCAUAACGAGAAGAUAGACAAGAAAGUGCUUGCUCUGAGUAACGAGGCGUACGCCUCGCCGAAUGUGGCUCCCCGCCAGACGGACGUGUUCGUCGUGGAUACUUCCCGUGGCGAGGACAUCACUACCUUCGUAAAGCGCGAUGCUGGCGUGGUAGUCACCGACGUUCCUGCUGCAUCGUCAAAAUCGGCAGAAGCAUCGAUGAACGUGAUAACGGCUGGUUACAUGUACAAGAACAAGUACCCCGAGACCGGCCACCGGAACGUGUGGGAGCGAUAUUACUUCGUUCUCACUCGGUCAGAUGGAUCGCUGAGCUACUACAUUAGCGAAGCGCACGCGAAGGACCGCACUUUUGUCCGCGGUACAUCGCGUCCUCUUACAGUGUCGGAGGGCCUCCCCAUGCACGUGCAAGGCCAAAACUGUGUGUUUGGCUUCCAGAUCAACACGCAGGGUCACGGAUCGUUUAUGGUGUUGGUGGACUCUAUCGACACUCGUCUCACGUGGCUGACGGAGAUCUUGGUGUGUGUGUCGAAUGCUAACCCGUCUCCGCCGCUCCCGAAGCAGCGCCUAUCACUGCUGCCUGAUGAUGCACCGAAGCAGAGGCUGUCAGCGACCUCAAGCUCCGUGGGCUCGCUGAAGUGCAACAAAGAAGAGAUGAAAGAGCUGGUGAUGGAGUUCUACCGCAACCUGUUUGGCCCCAACCUGAAGUUCUCGUCGCCGCUGGACGCGCCGGCGUCUUUCUGGAUGGAGGAGAAGAUCGACCCCGUGUCGGACGGGUGCGUGCUGAGCUCGAACCUGCCUGACUGCGUGCCGUACUGGGGCGAGUUCCACGGCUACAAGCGGCUGUGUGACUACUGGAAGAUGCGUGACGAGACGGUGGAGCGCAGCAGUGGCCGCGUGCUUCGUAUUCUGGUGGACGAGGACGAGGAGACCGCGGUGGUGAUGACGUCUACAACGUUCCGCAUCCUGCGCAACAGCGAGAUCGUGACGGAGGAGUCGUGCGACAUCGUGAGCGUGAGCGGCGGCAGCAUCGUGAGCAUCCACUGCACCUUCGACUCGCACCGCAUCGCCCAAGCCUUCAAAAAGUACGCAUGA